CUCCGCCCAAGCACCCGUAAAACUUGGUGCGCUCCGAACCUGUAGCCUCCAUCUCCAAGAAGCGCACAACUCAAGUCGUGACAACUCGCGCCCUUUGUACUGUAACCACGGGGUUUAUUCCUCAUACUUGUCGCUGGUUCUGCAAAGAUGGAGCACGAUUGCAAGACGCCGGGGUACUCGACGGCCGACAAGACGUCGUUCGCCUACACCUCUGCCCGCGAGAGGUGGCCCAUCAUCAUUACGCAAGCCAUCGACGACGUGUAUCGAUCUGUGGCUCAGAUCGACGACUCCGCCAAGACCGCCGAGGGCAGGGGCAUUAUCAACGAGCUCGCGCAGCUCAAGUACCAAGUCCAGCACGACCGGCAGCUCACGCCGAUCCCAGACGAUGGCGGUUCCGAUAUCAAGCUCUACAACAAAGAGCUUGAGCAACGGGGAAACCCUACCUGGCUGAAUGCGAACUGGCUUUUCUCCGAAUGCUACCUCUACCGGCGUAUAAGUACAAACUUCUCGCUCUCCACCCACUGGAGGGGAUACGACGUUUUUGCGAGACAGAAGAUCAAGACAUUCCGCUCCUCCCGUCCCGCCGUCGCCGAGCUUGCGGCCCGCUACAGUGAGCUGGUCAAGCAGCUGAGAGAGCGUAAGGCCGGUGACGGCGAGGCAGACAAGCUCCUGUUCCGCGAAAUGUGCGAGAUCUGUCUUUGGGGCAAUGCCACCGACCUCUCGCUCCUGACUACUCUCUCGUACGAGGACAUCCAAAAGCUACAGGGCUCUGAGGCCCGCCGCGCCGCCGAGGCAAACAUCCUAGUCAACGACCUCGACGCAGCUUUCGACACUCUGGUCGGCGCUAGGGGCUCCAAAACAAGCCCCACCGGGCGGCGCCGCGUCGAUAUCGUUCUCGACAACGCUGGGUUCGAGCUUUACGUCGACCUCGUCUUGGCCGGCUACCUACUCGAGGCCGGGCUCGCGACCGAGGUUGUUCUGCACCCCAAGGAGAUUCCCUGGUUCGUCUCGGACGUAGUGCCCGCCGACUUUGGCGCGCUUCUCAACGCCCUGGCCAACCCGAAGGCCUUCUACGAGACGCCGUCGGAUGAGGAGGCACUGCAGGACACGAAGCCCGAACCGCUUUCGGAGCGCGAGGCCGCCGAUAUGGCAUUCCUGUUUUCCAAUUGGACCGAGCUCUACGCAGAGGGCAAGAUCAUUCUAAGACCGAACGACUUCUGGACCCAGGGUGGCAGCUACUGGCGCCUGCCCGCGCAGUGUCCAUUUUUGAUCAAUGAGCUGAAGUCCAGUGAAUUGGUCAUCUUCAAGGGCGACCUCAACUACAGAAAACUAACCGGAGAUGCUGCGUGGGACCCCACCACACCUUUCACCGAGGCCAUCGGGCCGAUGGGUCCUGGCUCUGGCGUCAACGUUCUCGCGUUGCGAACGUGCAAGGCCGACGUUGUGGUUGGGCUGAAGCCCGGCCAGGACGAAAAGCUCCGGGAGCAGGAUAAAGACUCGGACCCGGCGGCUAGAAAAUGGGCGUGGAGUGGAAAGUAUGCAGUCGUCUCUUUUUCCCACGGCGCGUAGGGCGGUUAGGUUACCCUUGGUGUGUGAUGUGAUCACUCUUAGAGACUGCAGAUGCACGAUAGAUCCAAUUAGGCUUAGACUAGUGGCCUGAUCAGGAUAGCACUUCGUUCCAUGGAAAGUUUGGUGAUGGAUAGGAUGUUUCAACUUGGCAGAUCCCUUUCGGCCUCUCCUGGUUUUCCGCGACAAACAAAGGGGCACUAAACGUUCCCUUGGGUUACACGAG
This is a messenger RNA of Gaeumannomyces tritici R3-111a-1, 1792 nucleotides long. RefSeq names its product venom protein 2. The record is from RefSeq and is a predicted model, not a curated record. NCBI's taxonomy places the organism in Eukaryota, Fungi, Ascomycota, Sordariomycetes, Magnaporthales, Magnaporthaceae. Gene Ontology annotation, cellular component: nucleus; cytoplasm. The transcript has 6 exons. Gene Ontology annotation, biological process: DNA damage response. Gene Ontology annotation, molecular function: phosphatase activity. Bases 148 to 1569 code for a protein of 473 amino acids.